Messenger RNA from Stegostoma tigrinum, 4366 nucleotides. RefSeq names its product stomatin (gene stom). The record is from RefSeq and is a predicted model, not a curated record. The transcript is spliced from 7 exons. Bases 27 to 968 code for a protein of 313 amino acids. NCBI's taxonomy places the organism in Eukaryota, Metazoa, Chordata, Chondrichthyes, Orectolobiformes, Stegostomatidae. Gene Ontology annotation, cellular component: plasma membrane.
AGCAGUGACGCGGGGCUGGAAUGUAAAUGUUUCUGGCGGAGAAGCAAAGCAAGCGGAGUCCCUCCUCUCGGGCGUUUGUGUCUAACAGAGUGAUCCCGGAGAGCGGGCAGAUCCCAGCGGCAAUGGAAGCGGAUGCAUCCGAUCAGAUCAAAUCUCGGCGAGUCGAUGAAAAAGAUCAGACCAGCGGCAGCCUUGGAUGUUGCGGUUGGGUCUUGGUAAUAUUGUCUUAUUUCUUCAUGGCCGUCAGCUUCCCCCUGUCCAUCUGGUUGUGCAUUAAGAUUGUCAAGGAGUAUGAGCGAGCUAUAAUAUUUAGACUUGGGCGCAUUCUGGCAGGAGGAGCUAAAGGACCAGGGCUAUUUUUUGUCUUGCCCUGUACUGACUCCUUUGUUAAAGUAGACAUGAGAACCAUUUCCUUUGACAUUCCACCUCAAGAGAUUCUCACCAAGGACUCCGUGACGAUCAGCGUUGAUGGAGUUGUUUAUUACCGCGUUCAGAAUGCAAUCCUUGCUGUUGCGAACAUCACGAAUGCAGACUCUGCUACCCGACUGUUGGCGCAGACCACGUUAAGAAACGUGCUUGGAACAAAGAAUCUGUCUCAGAUUCUGUCAGACCGUGAGGAAAUCGCACACAACAUGCAGACGACACUUGAUGUUGCAACAGAUGAAUGGGGCAUUAAGGUUGAGCGUGUGGAGAUCAAAGAUGUGAAGCUACCUGUCCAACUGCAGAGAGCAAUGGCAGCUGAGGCUGAAGCGUCGAGGGAGGCUAGAGCCAAGGUAAUUGCAGCCGAAGGGGAGAUGAACGCAUCCAGAGCGUUGAAAGAAGCUUCUAUUGUGAUCUCAGAAUCUCCAGCAGCCCUACAGCUUCGCUACCUGCAGACCCUCACCACUAUCGCUGCAGAGAAAAACUCCACCAUUGUAUUCCCUCUGCCAAUGGACCUGGUGCAAAACAUAAUGGGGGCAAAGAAGUGAUGUCACUGAACACCAGUCUCGACCACAGUUUCUACAUAUGUUUUCCAAUGACAGACAAUUUUGGUUAGAAUUACUUUUCAUUCUUUUUUCCACAUUGUAAUAAUAGCAAGCAAGGUUUUCGUUAGUGAUGGGUUAACAGCUAGACCUAUAAAAGAAGCGCCAUCGAAUAAUACUUCACUAUAUGUCAAUGCUUCCACUUCUGAACAAUUUGAUUGUAUUUGUUAAAGCAGUGAGUCACAGCGGAAUGUACACCAUGAAGGGCAAAUUCAUGGCAUGCAUGCACUAGUCUCGGAACAAACUGUUUUGUACAGUUCUGUCGUCGUAGCAUCAGCCUGAAUGUUUUUUAGCCAAACAUAAUGGCUUCACCAAUGAAACUCUAGAAAGCCAUAAUGUUUUCUGUCCGUUUACUAGCUUCAUUUAGCGCAGUGACAUAAAGAAGCCUUUGUCAAACUCUCACCUCAAUACGGCUACAAGCCUAGCAAAACCCAGUCCAGUUAAAUCAAACCAAUACUGUUUAACUUUGCAGUUUAGAAUCCUCAGGAGGACUUCUGCUUUGACGAAGGAUCUAAUUAUAUCAUGCCAUUCAACUUGUUAGACUCCAGUGUUUCUCGCCCCACCUAUACUCCUGUUUAUUUUAAACAAGCCUUUAAAUAUGCAACAUAUGUAAUUAGAAGACUUGUAUCACAUAUCAUUUUAUAUAAAUCCAUUUUAAUUUCUGUGAUUUGUACAGAGCUACUUGUUUUGAACUUUGAGAUGUUGAAAUUUUGUGCCCAUUUAUUGUGCCUGUACCAAUAUGUCAAAAGUCUGGAUCAAAAUGAGUGAAAUUUAAACCAUCACGCUCACCCGAGACCCUAAAAGUGAUCUACAACCUCAAUUUAGAACCCUGCUGCAGUCUGAAGGGCCGGUAUGUUUGGUGCGUUCAAUGUUAAGUAUUUCCAGUCUUUCUUAAAAAAAAGUUGUAGAGUGAAUAAUGAUCUGUAUCUCACAUCAUGUUCCUCACCCCCAGCCGUGAUGCUAAUGUGUAAUAGUUUGUCUAUUUAACCUCUCUGACAAAACUCAUUGCUGGUGGAUGACUACUUGCUCAGUAUUAAAUACAGUUGUGUGCCCCUCCGUUGACACUUUAGACUGGGCAAUUAUCAGCUCAGGCCUAAUGAGACACCCUCCAUGUGUAAAAAUUGGUUUCAUUCCAAAUUGCAACCGGCCCUCUCCACCAAUCUAAGUUUGUAGGAUUUCCUUCUUUUUAAACUAUGACUACACAUUUCUGACUCUUGCUUCAAGGAAAGUAACCUUUUUAAGUGGCCCCCAGCCAUCUACACAAGGUACAGCACUUAAACUGAAUAGGAUGAAUAAAUCACAUGUUUAGAUCAUUGCCCAUUAUACCUAUUUCUUAUUGGAUUGCUUUUAAUGAGGUAGUAAACAUCACAGACGUUAAAAAUUCCUAUCAGAUCUUUUGUAUCAAAGUCUCAAUUUUGUUGCUGAGUUCAUUGCGUUGUGAAUCAAUUGUUGGGUUAUCUUUGUGAGGAAAUCUGAAAGAAAUGUCACUCCAAGGGGUGCAUGAUGUCACCGUUCUGCCUGAGAGUUUUAUAGGGGGAAUGCUGCCUGUCUUAAUAUAUUGCCCAAGUGAGUCACUGAUAUCUAACUGUGGGGCAGUGCAUGGAGCAGAGUAAUUCCUGUCCUGAUUCGAUGGGGAGUGAAUGAAUCCUGGGCAGACUGUAGCAACGUUAUCACUGCAGAGUUCAAACCAGACUCUCCUUUAGAGGCUGGUGCCAUUAAUACCAUAAUUGUGACUGUUGUCUCUGUGCCCUGGGAAAUGUGUUGUCUCGCAGUGCUCAGCAAAUACCAGACCAAACAACGACCAAACACCCAGGCUCAUUUUUGAGGGGGCAGUGGGUGUCGUUGGUACAGUAGAGCUGUUUUGGUUCUUGGUCGUGCUUGGAAGGUUUAAAAUCUUGACCUGAUUGAAAAGAGUAAAUUGCUUCUUUUAAGAAACUCACUUAAUGGUUUCAUUCGAGAAGUGAAAUCUGUUUGAACCAUUUGUUAAUUAUAGUUUGUAAUGUUGCUGUAGAAACUUUGUGGUUUUAAUAAUUUGCUGUUCACUGACAGUAAACUGAGUUUCACUGUGAGACUUGUUACAUCAUUACACCAAAAAAAAAUCAUUAUUAAAAGCCUACUGCUUAAGUACCUGUAGUCCGAAUGAAUGUGCUUGUCAAUAGAGCCAUUGCAAAAUUAUUGCCGUCCCAAAUACCAAGGCUGGAGAAACAUGGACAUAAGCAAUAAGGGUAGAAAAGUACGCUCAUCAGUUCGGUAUAUGACAGUGAUGUUUUGGUGUACAUAUUUCAUCUGAGAAAUUGUCAAAUCACAUCAAAUUCAAUCAACUAUGUGUCAAUACCAUUUUUUUGUGCUAAUGGUCUGAAAUAGAUUCGAUUUGCAUUUGAUUAACUCUCUUCCGCUGAAGCUCAUUCAGCCAUGGUAAUGUGAUCAUAUAUGUGUCAAUGGGCAGUAAAUGUAUUGGCAGUGGGGGAAAUAAACAUUGGUACUGGAUGAGACAUUGUACGUAGUGCACUGUCACUUUGAACUUGAGUGCUGGUUAUGAGUGCAACCCAGACCAAAGUAAUCAAAGUAACUAGUUGUGUGUAACAUGAUUUGGAUCAUUUUGCUCUAAAUAGCAGUCUUGCUUCACUGUCUCCAAUGACCACUUAUCUUCCAUGUGGACUAAAUUACACUCGUAUCAUGGGAAAUGCUGCUUUUGAGAUGAAAAUUGGGCCAUGUCAUUGGAGCAGAGUGAAGGGAGCUUUGAACUGUAUCUGGCCAUACUGUACAUCUGUGAGCACAUAACCUUGGCAGAGAGAGUUGGCUUAUCCUUCACUAUGGAGAGUACAAAAACAAAACUUGGCCAGAACAAAUUUCUGGAAAUUACUUUUACGUAGUUGCCUUGUUACUGUUUGUGAUUCACUUAUUGCUGAGUCAGAAGCAGCCCACCACUGCAGAUGAAGUCUUUCUUCAGUCACUUAAAAUUGCCAAUUCGUUUUAUGUCUUUUAAAUCUAAAACCUACAGCCAGUUGGAAAUUGGGCCUGAGUCUGAAUUGGACAUGAGAACAAGAUACUUUUCAAGAAACCAAGACAGCCAGAAUAGAUUAGACUUGCCCCAGGUUGACCCAGGCAGGGUUUUGGAGGCCUUACAACUCAUUGCAGUGUACUGUAUAAUUUUUCUGCUGAAGUUUGGGAAUGUAACAACUUAGAAUGUAUGCAAUAUGUAACAACCAAGGCAAUUGCUUAUCUUCCAGAAGUUAAUCUGCUUUUCUUUGAUCAUUUAUGAUUUUAAAAGCAUGUUCAAUAACUGGUGUAGUGUGCUUUUAUAUUUAAGCUUGCAGUGCAUUUAAUAAAUGUUAUUAAAUCAA